AUGCGAAUGACAAGCAAUCUUGGCGUUGAUCUCGUUUUGAACUCGCUGGCAGGAGAUUGUCUGACAGCCACUUGGGAAUGUAUGGCUAGCUUUGGCCGCUUUGUGGGAAUUGGCAAGCGAGACAUUCAUGCUCAUUCACGAUUAAAUAUGUUCUAUUUUGCCAAGAAUGUGUCUUUCACUGCUGUCGAUGUAUUCGGAAUGACCAAGGUGAGACUGGCUCUGGUCUGGGAAUCUCUGAUGGCGACUUUGGACCUAGUCGCCGCGGGUCACGCACAAGCAUCGUAUACCGUUCAGAAAUCCCCUGUCUCUGAGAUCGAAGGGGCACUAAGAUUGAUGCAAAGCGGUAAAAGCGUAGGAAAACUGGUCAUUGAGAUGGAGAAGGAGGCGAAUGUCCUUACUGUCUUUAACAGCGUACCCAGCUAUACCUUAAAUCCCAAAGCCACGUAUGUCAUUGCCGGUGGAUUCGGUGGGAUAGCACGGCGCACCGCACGUUGGAUGGUAGAGAGAGGAGCUCGACACCUUCUCCUAUUCAGCCGAUCCGGUCCCAAGUGA
Molecule: messenger RNA, 552 nt
Organism: Penicillium angulare
Lineage: Eukaryota; Fungi; Ascomycota; Eurotiomycetes; Eurotiales; Aspergillaceae
Product: reducing type I polyketide synthase
Exons: 2
Coding region: 1-552 (183 amino acids)
Biological process (GO): secondary metabolite biosynthetic process; fatty acid biosynthetic process
Molecular function (GO): oxidoreductase activity; fatty acid synthase activity
Source: RefSeq, a predicted model, not a curated record